ACGGCACCGUCUUCGUCGUGAGGACCCAAUUAGCUAAAAAGAUUUGUAACUUUUUUUUUCUUUAAUCUCAAAAAAUAAAAUAGGCGUCUCUUAUUCUAAAAGUGACCACAAAAGCAAAUACAGAGAGUGAAGUGAAACAGAGCCACACAAAUGGGUUUGCAGUUUUAUUUUGGCGGGACAACCAUACAAACCCUGAAAAUGGCUGCAAUUCCAGCCUCAUUUUCUUCUUCUUCUUCACGCUUCAUUUUCAUGAAGCCAGUUUCUAAAACCCUAAACCUAAAUCCCAUUUCCCGCCGUUUCAUUAAUAACAAAGUAAGUUAUUCAGAGAGACCUUUUUUUACUCUUAUAACUAGAGCGCUCUCCGCAACAGCAGCUGUGCAAGAACCACUUACAACAGAAAGUGUUGAUAGUAAAGUGGUGAAGCCACAAUGGAAGGCAUCGAUUGAUUUUAAGUGGAUAAGGGAUAAUAAAGAGGAGGUUGCUUUGAAUAUAAAGAAUAGGAAUUCUAAUGCUAAUCUUGAACUCGUGCUUGAGCUUUAUGAGAAGAUGUUAGCUGUCCAAAAGGAAGUUGAACGCCUUCGUGGAGAAAGAAAUGCAGUAGCUAACAAGAUGAAAGGAAAGCUUGAGCCAUCAGAGCGUUCAAAACUCAUAGAUGAGGGAAAGAAUCUGAAAGAAGGACUAAUGACUUUGGAAGAAGACAUGCUAAAACUUACAGAUGAGCUACAACAGGAAGCACAAUGUAUUCCCAACAUGACUCAUCCUGCUGUUCCAAUUGGAGUGGAAGAUUGUUCGACAGUGAGAAAGAUGGUGGGUAGUCCUCGUGAAUUUAGCUUCCCUGUCAAGGACCACCUUCAGCUUGGGAAAGAACUAGAUCUAUUUGAUUUUGAUGCAGCUGCAGAGGUCAGUGGAUCAAAAUUUUACUAUCUCAAGAAUGAAGCAGUUAUGCUAGAGAUGGCCCUUGUCAACUGGACUCUCUCUGAAGUCAUGAAAAGGGGCUUUACACCUCUAACAACCCCGGAACUUGUAAGAGCAUCUGUUGUUGAAAAAUGUGGCUUCCAGCCUCGUGGAGAUAAUACCCAGGUUUACUCUAUCGAAGGUAGUGAUCAGUGCUUGAUUGGCACUGCAGAGAUUCCUGUUGGAGGAAUUCAUAUGGAAUCUAUCCUUACCGCGUCAAUGUUGCCAUUGAAGUAUGUUGCAUUUUCUCAUUGUUUCCGUACGGAAGCAGGUGCUGCAGGCACUGCAACUAGGGGUCUUUAUCGAGUUCACCAGUUCAGCAAGGUGGAGAUGUUCAUUCUAUGCCCAGCAGAGGAGAGUGAAUCCCAUCAUGAGGAACUUAUUAAAAUUGAAGAAGAUAUCUUCUCUUCAUUAGGUUUACACUUUAAAACUAUAGAUAUGGCCUCGGCGGAUUUAGGGGCUCCUGCUUACCGCAAAUUUGAUGUGGAGGCAUGGAUGCCUGGUUUAGGACGGUAUGGUGAGAUAUCAAGUGCAUCGAAUUGUACAGACUAUCAAAGUCGUCGACUAGGAAUUCGGUAUCGCCCAUCGGAUCCGACAUUAAGGAAUCCUAAAAAGGGGAAAAGCAGCCUUGGUCCAACAAAGUUUGUCCACACAUUAAAUGCAACAGCUUGUGCAGUUCCACGGAUGUUGAUAUGUUUGCUGGAAAAUUACCAGCAAGAAGACGGUUCUGUCAUUAUCCCUGAGCCAUUGAGGCCAUUCAUGGGCGGGUUGGAACUUAUAGCUCCUAAAUCCUCUUAAAUUAAGUCGAGUAUUACUUGUGAUUUUGCAGAGAUCCAUAUUGGAGCCUUUUUGGUGGCAAUUUUUACAUAUUUAUUUAUUUGCCUUGGAUGAUUAACAACUGAAAACUAUAAAGAAUCUGAAGUAGUUUUAUAACCAUUUCAGAAAGAAACAUUUGAUUUAUACUGUAAGUGCUUGCAAAAAUUAUCAGAGGAAUAAAAUCACUGGCACAAGUGCCCUGCGGCUGAAUUGCUUA
Molecule: messenger RNA, 1987 nt
Organism: Ricinus communis (castor bean)
Lineage: Eukaryota; Viridiplantae; Streptophyta; Magnoliopsida; Malpighiales; Euphorbiaceae
Product: serine--tRNA ligase, chloroplastic/mitochondrial
Exons: 10
Coding region: 151-1752 (533 amino acids)
Biological process (GO): mitochondrial seryl-tRNA aminoacylation
Cellular component (GO): mitochondrion
Molecular function (GO): tRNA binding; serine-tRNA ligase activity; ATP binding
Source: RefSeq, a predicted model, not a curated record